Messenger RNA from Closterium sp. NIES-67, 505 nucleotides. The record is from the annotation of a GenBank genome assembly. NCBI's taxonomy places the organism in Eukaryota, Viridiplantae, Streptophyta, Zygnematophyceae, Desmidiales, Closteriaceae.
GGACGUGAGGGAGAGGGGAGAGGUGGGAUGGAGAGAGAAGAGGCAUGAGAGAGGGGAGGGACGUGAGGGAGAGAGGGCGAUACAUGAGGGGAGAGGAGGGCCUUCAGGGAGAGAAGGGAACCGAGGGAUGGAGGGGAACGGUCGAGGGAGGCGGGAGAGGGAGAGGAGGGUCACGAGGGAGAGAUGAGGAAAAUGAGAGGAUGCACAGAAAUCUGAGAGAGAAGUGGGCAUAUGGAGCAGGGGAGAGGAGGAGGUGAAAGGAGAGGAAGGAACGGCAUGGGAAGGGCCGAGUGAAGGGACAGCAGCUACCCUACGUAGCCAGGAGGUGGGUAGGAAAUGAAGUGUAGAUGAAUUGACGUCUACUUCCAUCCAUAGCGCAACCAGUAGUCUAUCAAUAAUCUGGUGUAUCUCACUCUGCUGUGAUACUUCAUUGGGAUUGGAAGACCUCCAUUUGGUGCACAAAACUUUCACGUUACUGUUUAUAUCUUUUAGGGAAAAUUCGAUC